Messenger RNA from Lecanosticta acicola, 2205 nucleotides. The record is from the annotation of a GenBank genome assembly. NCBI's taxonomy places the organism in Eukaryota, Fungi, Ascomycota, Dothideomycetes, Mycosphaerellales, Mycosphaerellaceae.
AUGGCCGACGGCAGCAAUGCCCCCGAUCGUGGCUCGGCCUUUCCCACCUUCCUCGAGCGAGAUCCGUACCCGAGCAACAGCGAUGGCAGGCGAAAGAGCGCAGAUUCCAAUACAACGUCGGAGUUUGAGGCGAGAAGCAAUGGGAACAGCACCGUUCCAUCAACCACAGGGCCUGCUGGCGAACCGGGACUGCCUCCCUCGCGAACGACCAACAAUGCGGCAAACGACCGGAACGUCCACUCGCGAUCGAGCGUACGACCGUCGACGGGCCCUCCACCCUCAUCGCGACGCGGGUUGGGCACAUACAGCAGAGACGGAAGCCGACCCGGCUCAGCAAUCGGGCAGACACACGUCCCCAGCCUCACGAAUCCUGGCUUCUUCCGGCCUAUGAGUCCGCAGAUGCUCCAGGCGCAGAGAGGCCAGGCUAUCAGCCCACCAUCAAGCAGAGGAGUCACCCCGCAAACACUUCAGCAUCAGGCGCAAACGCGAGUGGUGGAAGAACCGGAUGACAAUGAGGCGCGCAGAUACAGCAUGGCUUCGGUAGACACGGAGAGAGAUGCGAAGAUAUCCAUGCCAAGAGAUGGCGAGAUUCCGCCUCUACCGGCGAGCAGAGGCUUCUCGAUCACAUCGGAUUCGGCGGACGGGUAUGGGCUGCCAAGCACGGUUGGCCCUGGUAGUGUCAUGAGCAAGAAUAGUGCUGCACCUCUCAAUACCAGGCAAAUACGAGAUCAGCAUGCAGAUGCGACGAGUGGUGCUCCUCCGACCCCCAUGUCACCAAGGUCUCUGCGGGCUUCACUUGGGUUGGGGUCAAAACAUGGGUCGAAGCAUGGCUCCAAACACUCAAGUCUCCGGAACAUUCACGACCGAAAGCCGUCCAAAUCGCACGAGAAGUUACACUCCAAUCCGCAAUCGCCUGUUCUGCCACUCGAUGAGAAGGUGCCGCCCCUUCCCAUACCACCCCGCAGUGGAGAAGUCGAGGGCAAAAACUAUGAGUACUACGCAGGCAACAUGCUCUUCUUCCUCUCUGGACGACUCGUCAAUACCAAGGCGAAGCCGCUCAACGUGGUGACGUUCAUCUUGACAGUGCUCCCUGCUGCGCUGUUCUUUGGCUUCAGCGCCCCUUGGCUGUGGCACAAUGUAUCGCCGGCUUUACCCAUCAUCUUCGCAUACAUCUUCUACCUCUCGAUUUCCGCCUUUCUGCAUGCUGCGUUCAGCGACCCCGGCAUCCUGCCGCGCAAUCUCCAUCCUCAUCCUCCGAAUCCCGACGAAGAUCGCGAUCCACUGACUGUUGGUCCCGCCACUACCGAGUGGGUGAUGGUGAAGACUUUCUCGUCAGGUCGCAAGCGAUCGCCGCAGUCGAAUGCGGAAAAUGGACAGGGUCAAGGCACGAUGACCGCGAUGGAGGUGCCGACAAAGUACUGCAAGUCUUGCAACAUCUGGCGGCCGCCUCGAGCGCAUCAUUGUCGAAUCUGCGACGGUUGCAUCGAAACACAGGACCACCAUUGCGUGUGGUUGAACAAUUGUGUCGGCCGGAGGAAUUACCGGUACUUCUUUGCAUAUGUCGGGUUCGCGACCGUCAUGGCUUUUAUGCUGCUGAGCUGCAGUCUCGUGCACGUCGGCUAUUACGGUCGUCAGAAUGGCCUGACUUUUGGCCAAAGCUUGUCGGGACGAGCCCAAGAGCGCGUUGCGUUUGCCAUGUUCAUCUAUUCCGUCUUUGCGCUGCCGUAUCCUGGAUGCCUAUUUGGCUACCAUCUGUUCCUGGUCGGACGAGGCGAAACUACGCGAGAAUACCUCAACAGCCACAAAUUUCUUCCCAAGGAUCGACACCGACCUUUCUCACAGCAAAGCCUGUUGAAGAAUUGGCUCGCUGUCCUCGGCCGUCCCAGAGGUCCAAGCUACAUGGUCUUCAGUCGAAAGUACGUGGAAGGCGACCUUCGGAUGGGCCACACGAGGAGGAGGGAGGAUAGAAUCCAGGAUGCGAGAUUGGAAGCUGCGAGGAGAGGUGAGAGGGUUGAGGGUCUUAAGAAGCGGUUCUCGGUUCCCAGGGCAGAGAAGAAGAGAGAUAAUGAUGUCGCUGCAGCAAAGGCUGGGGAACAUAAUGGAGGGCUGGAGAUGAAGCAACUGCCUCCUCUUCCCCAGGACGUAAAUGGAAGGGCAGAUGAUUUGACUGGUGUUUCUUUGGGAAAUGGAAAUGCAGCGAGAUGA